Cuscuta europaea is the source of this 889-nucleotide messenger RNA. The record is from the annotation of a GenBank genome assembly. NCBI's taxonomy places the organism in Eukaryota, Viridiplantae, Streptophyta, Magnoliopsida, Solanales, Convolvulaceae.
CUUUUAACCAGAACCGAAAACUACCCACAGCGGAUCAGUCCGAAACUCAAGUAGUGAGAACCAGCUCCACGGUUGCCGCCACUCUGAAGCAUGAGACCACCAAGAGGACGUGGCGGCGGAGGGUUCAGGGGGGGCAGAGAUGGCGGAGGAUUCAGGGGAGGUCGAGACGGUGGCCGCUUUGGCAGAGGAGGAGGCCGUGGCUUCGGCGGUCGCGGUUCUUUUCGAGAUGAAGGCCCACCUUCAGAAGUCGUAGAGGUUUCUACAUUUCUGCACGCUUGCGAAGGAGAUGCAGUGACGAAGCUAACCAAUGAAAAGAUUCCGUAUUUCAACGCUCCUAUUUACCUGCAAAAUAAAACACAGAUUGGUAAAGUUGAUGAGAUUUUCGGCCCAAUCAAUGAGUCGCUGUUCUCCAUCAAAAUGAUGGAAGGAAUUAUUGCAUCAUCAUAUUCUUCAGGUGAUAAGUUCUACAUAGACCCGGCUAAGCUAUUGCCCCUAGCCAAGUUCCUUCCAUUACCCAAGGGACAUCCCCAAGCUGCCCGUGGUGGAGGAGGUGGUGGGAGAGGGAGAGGAGGAAGAGGCCGUGGCGGAGGUGGUGGCUUCCGUGGAAGAGGUGGACCACGUGGACGUGGACCACCAAGGGGCCGUGGUGGUUUUAGAGGCCGAGGUGGAAGAGCAUAGAAUUGGUGUUUGUAUCUUUUAUUUACUUCUCCCUUUUAGUUGUUGUGAUGCUUAUUUUAGCAAAGGUAUUGUAGUAGCAAUUUGAACAUUUCAUUCUGUCCUUAAACACAAUCUUUUCUCUGUUUCUAUUUAAGUCUAUGGUUGAUAAAACAAUGAACAUGUGUUAUAUAUGGACUUUUAUUCAAGAGUCUUUAAGGAUGGACUAAACCGG